AUGUCGCGAGAUCUUCGAAUUCGACUCGCACUCGUCUUGCUUCAAAUCUCGUCAAUCGCUGUGGCACAAGACGGCACGACUACCCAGGACGGCCAGGAUGGCCUCUCGAUUACCAGUCCGAGCUCCAUGCCUUCCUCCACCGACGAUGCAUCUCACAAUCACAAGCAAAACACUGGCGACCUCGUUCAGUACUACUUCGUCUUCCUGGCACUCAUAAUAUGCGUCGCCGGACUCGCGGCAUUUCUGAUGUGGAGAAGAAGACGGAAAAUGGGAGCGAUCGUACGAGCGAGCAGGGAAGAUGCGUUGGAGAGGGACCUGAAUGGUUGGGAUUCGGUGCGGGCAAGACGACGAUACUGGCAGGGACGAUGGCGCUCAGUUGAUGGGAGCAGGGAGGAAGGGUUGAAUGAGCACGGCGAAGCCCCUCCACCCUAUGUGCCCAAGACGAGUGAUGAGGAAGGACAGAGAGGCAGGGACAAUGAGCCGGCUGUACCGCUGCAGACGCUGUCUAGAGAGCAGGCUGGUCUGAAGCCGCCGGACUAUACGGAGGUGAAUGUGAGCGAGACCGGAAGGACGUCUACUGCGAGCAGGUCAAGCAACACUCUUCAGCCUCCACAGCAGACACAUCGCGAGAUUUAG
Molecule: messenger RNA, 636 nt
Organism: Lecanosticta acicola
Lineage: Eukaryota; Fungi; Ascomycota; Dothideomycetes; Mycosphaerellales; Mycosphaerellaceae
Source: the annotation of a GenBank genome assembly